Aureococcus anophagefferens is the source of this 855-nucleotide messenger RNA. RefSeq lists its product as hypothetical. The record is from RefSeq and is a predicted model, not a curated record. The annotation marks the transcript as partial. The transcript has 3 exons. Lineage: Eukaryota; Pelagophyceae; Pelagomonadales; Pelagomonadaceae. Gene Ontology annotation, molecular function: protein binding.
GAUUUGAGGCACUUGGAAAGCCUCGACGUGAGCGGGAACCAUUUGCAGGAGCUCCCGGAUAGCCUGCUCAAAUUGACCGACCUCUUGAAGCUCCACGCGACGGGGAACGACCUGACCGCCGUUCCCGACUUGGGACCACUCACAAAGCUCUUGGACCUCGACUUGUCGAUGAAUCAGAUUCCUGACCAGCCAGAAUGGCUCGACAAGCUGACAUCUUUGAAAACCCUGGAUUUAUCCCGCAAUCUCAUCGACGGAAGGUUGACGUCGGCCGUCUGCGCGCUCGCGGAGCUGGAAACGCUCAAGCUCCGGCGCAACCUCCUCGACGGUUUGCCGGAUUGCAUGGGAGAUCUCAUCAGCCUCGAUGAUCUUGAUCUGGCAUAUAACGAGCUCGUGGAUGCGCUGCCGGAAACGUGGGGCCUCGCGAAAUGGCACAGACUCUACCACCUCCACGUCUCCGACAACAAGCUCAAGACGCUCCCCGCCAGUUUUAGCGCGGCGCUCAUCGUACUCAGGUCUGAAAAUAACAAGCUUUCCGAAUACCCGCCGAUGCUUACCACGCAGCGCGCUGUUACGACCAUUUUCCUGAGAAACAACAAAAUAACGUCGCUGCCGACCACCUUCGGACCUCGCGUCAACGAAUCGAGUUCCGCGACGAUGGAGCUAGACCUCGCGUACAACAGGAUCGAGACGGUUUCCGAGGCCAUCGGUGAGCUAGAAUAUCUCAGAAAGUUGGACUUGCAGUACAAUUCGAUUCGUACGAUCAGCGAGGACAUCGCGUACGCGAGAUCCAUCGAGAAGCUCAAGCUCGCGGGCAAUCAGCUUCUAGAUCUCCCGGAGGGCGUCGGGCGCAAAAGA